UCCAAUAAGCCUUAGAACCAAAAUCUUCUCAAUGGGGAGCCAAAUGAAGAAGCAAUGGCAUCAAUUUGCUUGUGCUUUAGCAUUUUUCUUGAUUGCAACUUGCACUAUAGCAUAUUCACCUGAUUCUUAUAAAUCACCAAUUCCAACAUACAACAACGUACCAAGUCCUGUGACUAAAAGUAACAAUUACGAAGUGCCACAAGUGUUCAAGAACAAUUAUAAGGUACCUUCAAUGCCUAAACAGGAAUACAAGGCGUCAUCUUUGCCAGAGGAUAACUACUAUACGAAGCCAUCAGUUCCAAAAGAUAACUACAAGAAGAUGUCAUCUGUUCCCAAAGAUAACUACUACAAGGUACCUUCAGUGCCUAAACAGGAAUACCAGGCGCCAUCUUUGCCAAAGAAUGACUACUACAAGAAACUAUCUGUUCCAGAAUAUAACUACAAGAAGGUGUCAUCUCUUCCAAAAGAUAACUACUACAAGGUACCUUCAGUGCCUAAACAGGAAUACAAGGUGUCAUCUUUACCAAAGAACGACUACUACAAGAAACCAUCAGUUCCAAAAGAUAACUAUUACAAGGCACCCUCAGCGCCUAAACAAGAAUACGAGGUGCCAUCUGUACCAAAGAAUGACUACUACAAAAAGCCAUUAGUUUCAAAGAAUAACUACAAAGUGCCUUCUGUUCCAAAGGAUAGUUACUAUAAGGCACCCUCAGUGCCUAAAUUGGAAUACCAGGUGCCAUCUGUACCAAAGAAUAACUACUAUAAAAAUCCAUCAGUUCCAAAGAAUAACUACAAAGUGUCAUCCGUUCCAAAGGAUAACUACUAUACGGUACCCUCAGUGCCUAAACCAGAAUACCAGGUGUCAUCUGUACCAAAGAAUGACUACAAAAAGCCAUCAGUUUCAAACGAUAACUACAAGGUACCAUCUGUUCCAAAGGAUAACUACUACAAGGUACCCUCAUUGCCUAAACCGGAAUACAAUGUGCCCUCUUUGCCAAAGAAUGGCUACUAUAAGAAAUCUUCACCAUCUCCUCCACCACCAUAUUACUAUAAUUCGCUCCCUCCUCCUUCACCAUCACCACCACCUCCAUACUAUUAUCAAUCAUCUUCAACUCCUUCUCCAUCACCACCUCCUCCAUAUUAUUAAAGCUUCAUCUUUCAUGUUCACCAUGUUUUUAAAAGGCCAUUCUCCAACAUAACAUAGUCUUAAGGGAUCUAUUUAUUGAGUUUAAGGCAUGAUAUCAAUAUUUGUAAUUCUUUAUUUGUUGUUUUCCUUAAUCCUUUUAUUAUUGCAAUUGUUUUGUCAUUUAAGUUGUACUUUGAA
This is a messenger RNA of Nicotiana tabacum (common tobacco), 1324 nucleotides long. RefSeq lists its product as uncharacterized. The record is from RefSeq and is a predicted model, not a curated record. Lineage: Eukaryota; Viridiplantae; Streptophyta; Magnoliopsida; Solanales; Solanaceae.